Ruditapes philippinarum (Manila clam) is the source of this 1098-nucleotide messenger RNA. RefSeq lists its product as uncharacterized. Lineage: Eukaryota; Metazoa; Mollusca; Bivalvia; Venerida; Veneridae. The record is from RefSeq and is a predicted model, not a curated record. Gene Ontology annotation, molecular function: glutamate-gated receptor activity. The coding region runs from base 1 to 1098 and encodes 365 amino acids. Gene Ontology annotation, cellular component: membrane. The transcript is spliced from 8 exons.
AUGAUAAAUGUUAAGUCAAUAUCUCGUUUCAAUCCGUCGGAAUGUGUCGACAACUAUGGCCCAUGCAUCGAAACGUUAGAAGAAGAUGCAAGUUCUAUUGAGAGAACCGAUGACAAACCAGUUGUUAAAGACACACUGUUCAAUGGUCCAGCGGUUGCCUCUCAACUCAUUGACCAUCUACAAUGGAAAAACGCUAUUAUCAUAUAUGAAGAGGCAACAGUCUUUGAAAUGUCGUCUUUGAUUGGCAUCCUGUCUAAAAAAGGAAUAAUGAGCGUCUUAUACCAUGUCAAUGACCUCCAUAAGCUUUUUAUUGACUUAACAGUACAAAGGACAAUGUUUAAGCCACAAUGGAAGACCAUUGUUUGUUUUAACAUGAUAGUUCUAUGUCGAUACAAAUGUGCAAGCAAGGUUAUUGCGCAAGCAAAUGAGUUUGAUGGUGUAUACAACAACAAUCGCACGUUCUUAAGUAGUUUGUCUCGUUGGUUAUUUGUGUUGUAUGGCAAAUCACAGGCGUUCCUCCAAUCUACAAAACUCCAUCAUGUUUUAGUUGUUCAUAUACCGGAAAUUGACUCGGGUAAUAGAAAGACCUUUCUAUCUUUACUGUCAAGGAACUUAAUUGAUAAUGAUGAAGGUAUGACAAAGACAGAAAUAGUCCACGUUAUUGAAAAGGUUUCAUCGCCAGAAUAUAUUUAUUGUGAAGGGUGUAACCUGACAACAACGGUGUGGACACAAACAGGUUUGCAGAAUCGAACAGUUGGCUAUGUAAUGCCAACUGGACAAGUUGUGAUCGAGGAAGAUUUAUACCCAAAUUUAAAGUAUAAAUAUAACAAACAAACGUUCUUUGUGUCGGUGAUCGUGUAUCCGCCAUUUAUUAUCAAGCAAACGGUAAACGGUGUAACAAAGUUAACGGGGUUUUGUAUUGAUAUCCUCUCUGAUCUGGCCGAAACUCUCAAUUUUACGUAUCAGUUAUCUGAGGUACCAGAUGGUAAUUACGGAAUGGUUGUGAACAAAACUACGAUGGCAUUCAAUGGUCUAAUUGGACAAGUCCAAAGAAAGGCACGAACAUUUACUACUAUAUCUACAGUUUUUUAUCUUUAA